UGGCAAUAAUUAUGUAGGCCUACGGCUUCGCUGAUCGAUUGUUGUAAACAGAUAAGUAGAAUGAUAUAUUUUUGAAAUAAUGUGUUAUUUCAGUCAACCUUAUUAGUACGCAAAACGUGUGAGCCUAACUGUCAUAUUAACAGACUUGCUUUUGAAUGCUAGCAUUGUUGUUUGGUGUUCAGUCAAGGUAUUGAAACUUAAUGGGUUCAGGGAAUGUGAAGCCUGUAGCAAAGACACACAACCAAGUACAACUCAGUAAUCAAUCAAAUACAAUGCCUUGCCAUUCAUGUGAUGCUCAGUUUUCAAUAAUCAGACGCAAACAUGAAUGCGUAGACUGUGUCAAGUUGUUCUGCAACAACUGCAUCAACAAGAAAGUAAAAGACAAGAAGAUAUGUCGUGUUUGCGAAACGGUAAAGCAGGAUAUGGCACGGCCUGCACUCAUGAAAUUAAAAAUUCGCGACCUUCAGCAGUACUUAACAGUUAGACAUGUUUCCACUGAGUCCUGUAAAGAAAAGACUGACCUUGUUGAUCUACUCAUUGAAAAUUUGAUAGAGAAUGGCUUGAUACCUCGUCCAACCCCAGUGCAGCAUAGUGUGUUUGGGCCCCCUGUAGGAGAGAGUAUAUCGUUCACAUCUAACCCGAAUUCUACAUCCUCUUCGGAUGCUUCCGACCCAGUGAGUCAACAAGAUGCCUUACACUCAAACAUUCCAGAGAAUUCCAGGGACAUAAGAAAUGAUUUUACUGCAGACGAAAAUGAAACACUUGAAAAAACACAACAGGAUGUAAGCGAUGAAGAGUAUUUAGAGGAGUCGCAAAAAGACUUUGAAAACAGCAGUGUACCACCAACAGUAGAACAAGUCCGUUCAAGUGAAACAACAGAAAGCGAAGAAGCUAAGUUGGAACGUCUAGAACGAAGAAGACAACUAGAGAUGAGAGAGGCAGAAUCUAGACUUUUUGGUGGACAAAUUACUCCAAUUCCAACUGUAGACCCUAGACCAAAGAAGAAACGAGCCUCAUUAAGUGAUUUGCAAAACAUUGAGGGCAUUGAUGAACUUUCUGUAAGAGCUUUAAAAGAGAUUCUUGCCACAAAUUUUGUUGAUUACCGUGGUUGUGUUGAGAAGAAAGAAUUGGUAGAAAGAGUCAAACGGUUAUAUAUUUCCAAGCAAAAACCAAAUGAUGCUGAGGGUAAAGAAGAUCCCAGUGAAGAAACUGACGAGAACUUAUGUAAAAUAUGUAUGGAUGCGACGAUAGACUGUGUCCUCCUUGAAUGUGGACACAUGGUGACCUGCACAAAGUGCGGUAAGGUUCUCGCUGAGUGUCCGAUAUGUCGGGUUUUCAUCACACGUGUUGUCCACACAUUCAAGUCCUAAUUUGUAGCAAAUAUGUAUUCAUGAUAAAUGGAAUGAACAUCAAAUUAUAUAUUGUAUGGAGUUUAAAUACAGAGUUAGCUCCAAAGGCGUAACCUCACCUGGGUUGUAUGCGCCUGUACCCUAGUAAUCUACAGGUGUAUAGCAACUUAUCGGUAGGUUGAUGGAGGUAACUAAAGCGAGCCACACUGCGCCGAUUGUCAUGUAACAGAUGCGAUUCCAUGGAGAAUGCAAUGAAGCAUGCACGACAGAUUGUUUUUGUUGCUUAGUUUGAAUUGGAUUGGACAGUCAGCAGUCGUUAAGUCCUGAAGGAGAGCGAUGAUGGAUUUGUCAGCCAAUGGUGUUACAGUAUGCAGUUUGUACCCAGCUUAUCAGUGAUCAGGCAGUACAAAAAAAUUGUUUACACUCUUGUGCUUCCCUGAUGGCAGAUUGUUCUCAUACCAAAUUUAAUGUCUUGAGAUCAGAAAGCACUUGCAAGUAAUAUACUCAGUAUAUAGACUAUAAUCAUAGAGAAUGUUUUAUAGGUAUCAUAUAUAUAAAUGUCUUAUGUUAAUUAUCAUCACAGAUACUCGGCUGGAUGUGAUAGAACACAAUCCUACUUUUUAUUUUUGAGUGCCUGCUUUGAAGUACAGUAUACCCUGAUUUAAUACCACAAAGGCCGCAAUCGCACUGGACAUUUUUUGGUGAAACUAUCUGAGACGCUGGUUAGUUUUACCAUAAUUAUUAGGCCAGUGCAAACAGCCCAGAAAUCUUACCAUUUAGGAAAACUUACCGAGACGAGCUGUUUGUUUAACCGAGUGGAUUGUGCCAGUGAAACUGACCAGGUUAAUUUUUUUACCAAGCCGAAAAGUCCAAUGCGAACACGAUUGAACAUCCCAAAUUAUUUGAAUGUUACUCAAUGGCAGUGAACAGAUUAGUGCUUCACUAGUGGUUUUUCUUAGCUUGGUCGAUUUUACCAUUCCUUGUAGUAAAACUAACCAGCUCAAAAAUCCCAGUGCGGGCAGCAGUAAGAAUUAACCAUUGGAAUGUUAACCCACAUUCUUGGUAAAAUCUUCUCUCUUUUAAGUCCAUUGCGAUUACACCUAUAAAAAGAAUCUAUGUUGCACACAUUUAUUGACAAAUUAAGUUAUUACUAACUGAUCAGAGAUGCAAGUAUUCUUCACAAAGGAAUUGCAGCUAUUUAUGGGAGAGUACAGCAGGUAUGGUUUUUGGCUCUCAACUUCAAGUGAGGUGUUUAAACCCCAUCCUGACCUGGCACAUCAUGUUUGUUUCUUAACCCAAGGGCAUAAUUUUGCACUGAGUAGGAUGGAAAUUUGAAGUAGAAUGUAAUUGUAUUCCUUCUGGCAAUAAUUGCUUUAUGGCGAAUCAUUCCCUCAUGAAAUAUUGCGGUACAGGUAAUUUCAUGGCUUGGAAUGCUCCCAGAAACAGAAAGUUUUUUUCUUUUUUUUUUAUUUUUCAUUCACGCAUUUCAACCACAUUCUUCCUUUAUAAUCAUUAACUUUGAUUACUUUUUGAUUUUAUUUUGGAAAAAUUGAGAUUUUUUUGAAAUCUACAGAAAUUAUGUAUUUCAAACUUUGUGAAAACAUAAAACAAUAAUACCUGAAUCAUCAACCAUUCUUGCAUAAGCAUCAGACUGUAUAUAUUUUUAUAUCUUGGUAUUAAAUUAUUUUUAAAAUUUUAGUUUUGAUGCAAAAUAUGAUUCUGCUACAAAAUGUGAUAUAAAUUGGGAAGAAUACAAAGUCCUCUUCAAAAAGUGGAUAUUGCACCUGUUCUAUUUAUUAUUUCAACGUUUUCAGUAGAAAACCAAGUAUCUUUAUGUGUUGUAAGGAGUGGAGCAGUCUUGGUAGUAAAAAAAUAACAGUUACUGUUAUUUGCAGACACCAUGACCCUGAGGUUAGACGGCAAGAACUUUACCGUCUAAACCACUACUUAUAAAAUAAUGUUGUUUUUAUGUUGUUUAUGUCAUCAUUGUUGUUGUCAUUGUUGCUUUCUUGUUGUGCUGUUAUAAUUUAUUGUUAUUAUUAUUAUUAUUAUUAUUAUUUGUUGUUAUUAUUAUUAUUAUCAUCAUUAUUUACAUUUGAUAUGGUCUAUAAAAUGGAUGUCAGUGUGUUUUGCUAUGCAUAGGAUCAAACUGAUUAUGUUGAAAUGAAUUACUCUGUGAUCAACAAUUUGUGUUAUCUGUAUUUAAAAUAAUACAAAUUUUAAAAUGUGGUUUAGAGAAAGGUUGUAUGUUACUGUACAGAUACAUUUAUAAAAUGUGACUACUGUAUUAUGAAAUUUAUUCAACAGAAUCCAGUAACAAGAAUAUUAAUAAUAAUAAUAAUAAUAAUAAUAAUAAUUUGUAUAUAAAGUGCAGUUACACAGAUGGUCUCACAGCACUAUUAGAAAAAAAUGAGAAAGUAAUAUUUAGUACUUUCUAUGAAGUUAUUAUAUAGAAGAGACAAAAAUGAUCAAAUUGAGAAAAAUAAACAUACUAUUAAAAAACAUUACAAAUUCAGAAAACUAUGAUAAACCUAGCCUACCCUUAAAUAAAUUAUGUGGGAAAGUAGAUUUAACCAUUUAAACUUUAGGGCUUGUUUCAGAAGAGUCCCCAAAGGACAAAAUAUUAACACUUUGUAUAAUAAUUUGUUACUGCAAUUUCACAAUUUUUAUAAUUUAUUAUUCCAUUCACAUACAUGUUGACCCCUGGAUUGGCCAUAAAGUUUUAUAGAAUUGGGGCGUAGAGUAGUCUUUAUUUUAUGGUGGUUAUAUCAACCUCUUGAUACUACGGGCCUCUAUAGAAUUUUUAAAACAAGGAGGCCUGACAAUACGCCACCCAUCCCCUCUGUUGCAGCCAUGUUUUGAAAAAAUAUAUAUUGUAUUCUGUUAUUUGUUUUUCUUUUGUGGAGGGGGGGGGGGGUGUUAAUUGAAACCACAUGUGCUCAGUGGUCAAUGUCUGCACUUUUCAGCAUGAAGAUAAUCUGUUGCAUAUAAAAGAAAUGUUUGUUGAUAUACCGUAACUAUUCAUUUUUGAUUUGUUAAAGAAAAUGAACAAUUAUAAUUAGUGCAAUUAAGUUGAUUAUGUUAUCAAUAUUAUAGAUAUUACAAUUUCCUCUUAUAUUAUAUUAUCCAAUAGAGUAGGUAUAUUUUAGCCCAGAUUUCAGCCUACCAUAUUGGUUGCGUGUGCCCACUUUGAGUUUAAAUAUUUAGGAGGGUAAAAUUUCUCCUUAAGCAAAUAAAGUACUGUCCAAGGUGGUUUAGCCCAAUUAUCGGAUUGGUACUGUGGGUCAUUGGUUGAAAUGGUAAUGGGUUGGGAAUUGUAAAGUGCAUACUACAUGGUCUCUAUGCGCUAUACUUAUUUUUUUUUGCUCUAUCUAUAUACAUACUGUAAGCUUGUUCCAGACUCUGCGCAGAUGCAUACUCAGAUGCAGGAUACAUCUACUGUAUUCCAUGCUUAGUUUAUAAUUAUCUCACAUUCAAAAUCCAAUGUGUGGUGAUAGAUGUUGGCAUUGUGACAGUGCCAGUGGCGGAUCCAACAUUUUUUUACUGGUCUACGUGGGUGGCAGUCGGGACCUAUGGUCGGAAAGGGGGGAACUUGUCAAGAGGAAAUGUUCACUUGCCUUUGCAGGGGCCCAGGGAAGUUUCAGAAUCCAUUUUAGUCUCUUGUGCAAGUGAUUUUAUGCUUGGUUAUUGAAUUUUGGGCUGGGAGGGUUCGGGGUCCUUUGCAACCUCCUGGAUCCGCCACUUGACACUUGAAUGUGUAUCAAGUCUUUUUUUUUUUGUUUAGUGUAAAUCAAUCAUUCCUCUAGAGUACAAAGUUAUUCAACUGUUGUUAUUUUGCCCAGACUGUUUUAGAAGUACUGUACUGUAUACUGUACUGUAUGAAUCACUUGAAAAAGUAUUGAAGUAUGUUUGAAAUAAGACAUGUCAUGAUGAAAUUAUUACAUUCCUAAUUGUUGCUGUUUUUUGUCUUUUAUAUAUUAUUAUUAUUAUUGGGGGGUUUUUUUUGUAUAUUGUAUAUUAUAUUUUUUGCAGUUUGUCAUACAUAUGAUUUACCGAUUAUUCUAAAAAAUUAAUAAUCUUGUAUUUUAAAAUAAAGAUAUUUUUGAAAUGCUUCUCACCAUGCAAUGAUUAUACAUUUAUGUUAUUAAUACAUAUUGAGUUUGUUUUUGUUCUUUGAAAGAUGAUGGAUCUACUUUGUAUUCUUAAAGGUGUACCAUCUGUUAUAAAAUAUAAAAACCCUUAAAAAAUUCAAGCAAACCAUAGAUUAUAAGAAUCAAGUAAGUUAAAUAUUUGAAUGGCGCACAUUAAAAAAUUUGUGUAACUAAUUUACAGACCAUUUUACUGCAGUAAUAUGACACUGAUUAACAGCUAAGGGCCGGGUCUAUAUACAAACAUACAUUUGUAUGGUUGAAGAUAAUGUUUUCUCAUUUUAAUUUUCAACGUUAGUAACAUAGUAAUAUAAAAUAUAAGAACUCAAAGUGUUUUUACCUCAAUACAGGCGAAUAUUAUCUUUAAAACAUACGGUGUAAAACUUGUUUUCUUAAUCUGUUAGGAUAACAGAUUGUGUCUAAAAACUUAAGAUUAUUACUGUGUUUGCCAAGCUCGCCUAAAAGUAAUCUAUCAAAAGAGAUAUAGACACGUCUUGUAAUGGACUUUUUCCUAAAAUUACUGUGCUGUAUCUGUGUAUGCUUAUUUUGUUUUUAAUUAUUACAUAUUUUAUUUUCAUUAUAAUUGUUUAAUACACGUAAUCUCUGUUUUCCUGUUUAAUUAUAUAGGAAUGGAUAUAAUGAACAUAACCUGUUGGACAUACAAUUAAUAAUGUUAUAGCAUCAUUCAAGAAAAGGACAUGCUCUUGUGAUUUAGUUAUGUAUUAUGCCUCCUCGGCUGUUACUAUGUACGUUUUCACGGGCAUUUCCGUUUUGGUUUAGUUUUCUUUUCAUUGCUUAUUCCCCAAGCAUUAGUGGAUUUCUUAGAAGCAGGAGACUAGUUUAAAAAUUACACCAGCUUCCAUCAUAUAAACCUACUAAUGGUUUCUUAUUAAAUUAUUUCCAGUAAUUAUAGAGGGCCGGCUGCGUGACCGAUAGAAUGAUACUGGUAACACUUGUUUGGUAUUUGCCACUAUAAAUUAUAAGUUGAUGUUUUUACGAAAGUGAAUAAAUAUACUUUAUAAAUAUAGA
Anneissia japonica is the source of this 6526-nucleotide messenger RNA. Its product is annotated as E3 ubiquitin-protein ligase RNF34-like. The coding region runs from base 201 to 1370 and encodes 389 amino acids. Gene Ontology annotation, biological process: protein K48-linked ubiquitination; negative regulation of extrinsic apoptotic signaling pathway via death domain receptors; proteasome-mediated ubiquitin-dependent protein catabolic process. Gene Ontology annotation, molecular function: metal ion binding; ubiquitin protein ligase activity. Gene Ontology annotation, cellular component: plasma membrane; cytoplasm. The transcript is spliced from 7 exons. The record is from RefSeq and is a predicted model, not a curated record. Lineage: Eukaryota; Metazoa; Echinodermata; Crinoidea; Comatulida; Comatulidae.